Lactuca saligna is the source of this 1332-nucleotide messenger RNA. Lineage: Eukaryota; Viridiplantae; Streptophyta; Magnoliopsida; Asterales; Asteraceae. The record is from the annotation of a GenBank genome assembly.
GUGCCGUUCAAAAAAACCAGUAAAAAACAAAUUUACAAUAAUAAGGCCUAUCUAGGGCAUCGAGCAAAGGCAUAUAAAAAUAUCUAGAGAGAGAGACACCCGGAGAGAUAUAGUGUUAGGUCUAGCUACAAGAUUCAUCGUCGGCCGGAGAGAUAAUCAGUAUCAAUGGGGCGGAGAAAGCUCGAAAUUAAGCGGAUCGAAAAUAAGAGUAGCAGGUCAGUGACGUUUUCGAAGCGGAGGACGGGAUUAAUAAAGAAAGCACGACAUCUUUCCUUGCUCUGCGAUGCGGAUGUCGCCCUCAUCGUAUUCUCCGCCCCCGGCAAACUCUAUGAAUUCUGCAGCAGCGCUACUAACAGUAUGGCACAUCUUCUUGCUAGGUAUGAGAAAAGUCGCCUUGAACCACAAAGUGGGACCAUUGAAGGAGAUGACCAAGAUUUAGAACUUCCAUUGCAGUGCACAAAAUUCAGAACAUGUAAAGAGCUUCUACAGGAGGUAGACAGGCUUGUUGAAGAGAAUAAUACCGAAGAGCGCUCUCUGAGUGACAUGACACAACUAGAGGAAGAACUUCAUGAUGCUCUUGUGCAAACACGAUCAAGAAAGACACAGUUAAUGAUGGACUACAUAUCCACUCUCCAAGAAGAGGAAAGGAAGUUAAGAAAAGAUAAGGAAGAAACAGCGAAGCAGAUUGCAUCAGUGGAGCAUAUAGUUGCAGGGGUUGAUGAGGUUGGGGGGCAUAACGACCUUGCCACUAACGAGAUGAAUUCGCUCCGACGUCUUCUCACACUCUCCCUUUUUAAUCCCUAAACUUCUCAGACUUACUAACUUUAAUUGCUUCCAGAAACAGUUUGAUCUUUAGAAUGGCGAAUUUAAUAAGUCAAUAAUCCAAUUAGAAGUAUUGGGCUCAUUGGCCUUGUGGAGUCUAUCCUGCAUGCGUGUCUUUUUUUAGUAGGUAGUGUGAAAUAUGGGGUUAGUUCUGUUAAAUGGGUCAAAUAGUUUAUAGAGACUCAGUGAACUGUGAUUAAGGGCUUAACAUUGAAGUAUUCUAUGUUAUUCCCAUUGGUCCAUUGGGUUAUUAUUACUGUAUACGCGGCUUCACAAUUAUUUUUGAUGCUGCUUCUAUAGCGGGCAACGCUUCAUCCUCCUUCGACAAUGUUUCUUCAGCCGAUAACACGUCUUUAGCAGGCACUUCUUCUUCUUCAUCCCACUCUCAAACUGUAAUUCUAAAUUUGAUGUAUGCUUUGAUUAUGUUGUGCCUCAAGAACGAAUUAGAAUUUACGAUUAUAUCUUUAGUAAAUUUUUAAUUGUUAACUUUUGUCUCAAAGCAAUUAAACC